AUGCCCCAAGGAUGUUUUACUAAUAGAACCAUAAAAAAGAUUUCAAUAAAAGAAACAUCAAUUGCUAAAUUAGGUAGUGUAUGUCGUCGUAUAUAUCGAAUAUUUUCUCAUGCAUAUUAUCAUCAUCGUUCACUUUAUGAUGAAUUUGAAGAACGUACACAUCUUUGCCGUCGUUUUACUGUAUUUGCAAUACGUUAUGGCCUUAUACCAAAAGACAAUUUGAUUGUUCCGAUAAAUGGCGUUAAUCAAGAUAUCCCAACCAUUAUGAAUCAACAAACUUCACCAAUCAAAACAACUCCUAGUCAACCAUUAAAAAAUGGUGAUAGUCCACCAUCACCUUCGUCUAUUGUUCCUCCAACAUUAGCAACUGAAAGUGAUGCUUAA
Molecule: messenger RNA, 384 nt
Organism: Adineta steineri
Lineage: Eukaryota; Metazoa; Rotifera; Eurotatoria; Adinetida; Adinetidae
Source: the annotation of a GenBank genome assembly